UUUACUUUUGUCUCAUGUGUAAAUAACCUAAAAAAUGAAACGCAUAAACAACAAUCGGUGAUUUCUUUUUUCCUGGUUGUUUCAAAAAGAAGGUUUAGACUUAAUUCUUAUUUUUUGUGUUGAUGUCUCACUCGGAUAUGGCACAUAUCUGGAUCCAAUAAGAGAAUUUCACAGCGUCAGACGCGUCUGCGGCGGGGGAGACCAGCGGAGGGACUCGGAAACUUGUGUGGUGCAGCAGACGGUCUCUCUUUACGAAUCGGCGCUGAAACAGCCUGAGAGAAAAAGAGAGCCAUGGUGAACUCCCUCUUACUGAUGCUCAGCUGGACUGUGAUCUCUGAGGUGGCGAGAGCUCAGAAUGACACGGAGCCUAUUGUCCUGGAGGGGAAAUGUCUCGUGGUGUGCGACUCUAACCCGACCACGGACUGGAAGGCUUCGUCCUCUCCGCUCGGGAUCUCAGUGCGCGCCGCCAACUCCAAGGUGGCUUUCUCUGCAGUCCGGAGCAACAACCAUGAACCGUCGGAGAUGAGCAACAAAACGAGAAUAAUAUACUUCGACCAGGUUCUUGUGAAUAUAGGAAACUACUUCACAUUUGAAUCAGUAUUUUUGUCCCCAAGAAAAGGAAUCUACAGUUUUAACUUCCAUGUCAUUAAAGUGUACCAGAGCCAAACCAUACAGGUGAACUUGAUGUUGAAUGGGAAACCAGUCAUCUCUGCCUUUGCGGGUGACAAAGAUGUAACUCGUGAGGCUGCCACCAAUGGAGUUCUGCUCUAUCUAGAAAAAGAGGACAAAGUCUACCUAAAGCUGGAGAAAGGAAACCUAGUUGGUGGAUGGCAAUACUCAACAUUUUCUGGCUUUCUUGUGUUCCCUCUGUAAAAAAAAAAAAAGAAAAAGAAAAAAGCUAAAGAAAAAAAAGAAAAGAAGAUUGUAA
Epinephelus lanceolatus (giant grouper) is the source of this 928-nucleotide messenger RNA. It is a transcript of the gene cbln4, whose product is annotated as cerebellin 4 precursor. Gene Ontology annotation, cellular component: synapse. Gene Ontology annotation, molecular function: protein binding. Lineage: Eukaryota; Metazoa; Chordata; Actinopteri; Perciformes; Serranidae. The record is from RefSeq and is a predicted model, not a curated record.